CGCACUUCUUGCUUGCAUCGAAAUUUAAAAAAGAACAUUUUAAUGCUAACAAUGUUUCCUUGCUAUCUUCUUCUAGGAAUCUUCUCGACUGUUCAAACCUGGACAACCUCUUUUGCCCAAAGUCAACUGUGCUUUCCCAAGUCUAUUUAUGCGAUUGAUCAUUCUCUUAUAUGCUCUGACUUAGAUCGAACAUGAUCUAAAACAAUCUGUUUGGUCUUGUAUAUAAACUGUAAUAAAUCGUCUGUUUGUUCCUAAUCCAAUGUCGCUUGUCGAGAUCUCUGGCUCUGAUGCUAUGGCGGCGCCGAUGCCUGGAAGAGUACCACCACCACCACCACGUCCUCCUCCUAUGCCUAGAAGAUUACCUCCGAUGUUUGAUGCCUUUGAUCAUACGGGUGCAGGAAUGGUGUGGGGUUUUCCACGUCCAGCUAAAAAAAGGGCCUCCCUGAAGCCUUUACAUUGGGUUAAAAUAACAAGCGAUUUGCAGGGGAGCUUAUGGGAUGAGUUACAGAGACGACAUGGAGAUUCACAAACUGCAAUAGAACUUGAUAUAUCAGAAUUAGAGACCCUUUUCUUUGUUGAGGCAAAACCUGAAAAAAUUCGACUGCAUGACCUUAGGAGAGCCAGUUACAGGGUUUUUAAUGUUAGAUCCUACUAUAUGAGAGCCAAUAACAAGGUUAUUAAUCUUUCGAUGCCGCUGCCUGAUAUGAUGACUGCAGUCCUGGCAAUGGAUGAGUCUGUAGUAGAUGUUGAUCAAAUAGAGAAACUUAUAAAGUUUUGCCCAACAAAUGAGGAGAUGGAGCUUCUUAAGACCUACACUGGUGACAAGGCAGCCUUGGGAAAGUAUGAACAGUACUUACUAGAGCUAAUGAAGGUGCCACGACUUGAGGCAAAGCUUAGAGUAUUUUCCUUCAAGACUCAAUUUGGCACUAAGAUAACAGAACUCAAAGAAAGGUUAAAUGUGGUAACUUCUGCGUGUGAGGAGGUCCGUUCUUCAGAAAAGCUAAAAGAAAUUAUGAAAAAGAUUCCUUGCUUGGGUAACACAUCGAACCAAGGACCUGACAGGGGCAAAUCCUCUGUGGUUGAUAAGAACCUUUCUUUCUCCAGUGGAAUUCAACUAAAAGAAAUUAUGAAAAAGAUUCCUUGCCUGGGGAACACAUCGAAGUCGAACCCGAGGGUGGGAGUCAAGUUGGACAGUUCAGUAAGUGAUACACAUACUGUUAAAAGCAUGCAUUAUUAUUGCAAGGUCCUUGCUUCCGAGGCAUCAGAACUACUGGACGUCUAUAAGGAUCUUCAAAGUCUUGAAUCAGCUUCAAAGAUACAAGUGAAGUCUCUGGCUCAGAAUAUCCAAGCUAUAAUCAAAAGAUUGGAAAAACUGAAGCAGGAGCUCACUGCAUCCGAAACUGAUGGUCCUGCUUCUGAAGUUUUCUGUAAUACAUUGAAGGACUUCAUUUCCAUUGCUGAGACUGAAAUGGCAACUGUAUUGAGCCUUUACUCUGUCGUGAGAAAAAAGGCUGAUGCACUUCCGCCCUAUUUUGGCGAGGAUCCUAACCAAUGUCCAUUUGAACAACUUACUAUGACUCUCUUUAACUUUAUAAAGUUGUUUAAGAAAGCACACGAAGAGAAUGUUAAACAAGCUGACUUGGAGAAGAAGAAAGCCAUGAAGCAGAUUGACCUUAGGAGAGCCAAUGACACGGAAAUUAUGCUUACUAAAGUAAACAUUCCGCUGGCUGAUAUGAUGGCUGCAGUACUAGGAAUGGAUGAGUAUGUACUAGAUGUUGAUCAAAUAGAGAAUCUUAUAAGGUUUUGCCCAACAAAGGAGGAGAUGGAGCUUCUUAAGAACUAUACUGGUGACAAGGCAACCUUGGGAAAGUGUGAGCAGUUAGCUAAAGCUAAAGCUCCACUGAAAGAGCAUUUCCGGGUGAUUAAUGCGUUUCCUUCACUCACACCGCAGUACUUCCUAGAGGUAAUGAAGGUGCCAGGAGUAGAAUCAAAGCUGAGAGCAUUUUCCUUCAAGAUUCAAUUUGGCACUCAGAUAGCAGAACUCAAUAAAGGUUUAAAUGCGGUUAAUUCUGCAUGUGAGGAGGUCCGUACUUCAGAAAAGCUAAAAGAGAUUAUGGCAAAUAUCCUCUGCAUGGGGAACAUAUUGAACCAAGGAACUGCGGAGGGCAGUGCCGUGGGAUUCAAGUUGAAAAGUUUAUUGAUAUUAAGCGACACAUGUGCACCUAACAGCAAGAUGACUCUCAUGCAUUAUCUUUGCAAGGUCCUUGCUUCCAAGGCAUCAGAUCUACUAGACUUCCAUAAAGAUCUUGAAAGUCUUGAAUCAGCUUCAAAGAUACAAUUGAAGUCUCUGGCUGAGGAAAUACAAGCUAUAACCAAAGGAUUGGAAAAACUGAACAAGCAACUCACUGCAUCUGAAAGUGAUGGUCCAGUUUCUCAAGUUUUCCGUAAAGUAUUGAAGGACUUCAUAUCCAUGGCUGAGACUCAAGUAGCAACGGUAUCGAGUCUUUACUCCUCCGUGGGAAAAAAUGCUGAUGCACUUGCACACUAUUUUGGCGAGGAUCCUAACCAUUAUCCAUUUGAAAAAGUUACCACGACACUCUUGAGUUUUAUAAGGUUGUUUAAGAAAGCACACGAAGAGAAUGUCAAGCAAGCGGACUUGGACAAGAAUAAAGAUGCUAAGGAAGCGGAAAUGGAGAAGACGAAAUAA
Messenger RNA from Arabidopsis thaliana (thale cress), 2707 nucleotides. RefSeq names its product Actin-binding FH2 protein. The transcript has 28 exons. The coding region runs from base 260 to 2707 and encodes 815 amino acids. Lineage: Eukaryota; Viridiplantae; Streptophyta; Magnoliopsida; Brassicales; Brassicaceae. The record is from RefSeq and is marked reviewed.